Molecule: messenger RNA, 1310 nt
Organism: Mizuhopecten yessoensis (Yesso scallop)
Lineage: Eukaryota; Metazoa; Mollusca; Bivalvia; Pectinida; Pectinidae
Product: failed axon connections homolog
Exons: 7
Coding region: 260-1123 (287 amino acids)
Cellular component (GO): cytoplasm
Source: RefSeq, a predicted model, not a curated record
ACCCAAAGUUGUCGUCCCUUAAACUCACUUACUGUUUGUCAGUGUAAGGAACGAUAACUCUGGGUAGAGUGCUGUCGUUCUAUUGUCACUGUGUGAAGGAGUUUACUCGCAUUUACCUCAUUGCUGAAUCCCACACAGAGGAGAUAACUGCCGAUUUUUUUAACAAACAAUAUUCUGCCAUUAUCUACUGGUUCGGCCUAAUCAUAGCACGGCUUUUCGAUAUGCGAUGAUCUAGUUUGUGACCUUUACCAUAAAUAACAUGGCGCUGUCCAAAGUAACGGAUGCGAUUUUAGACCUUCCCGUGAGUGUGAAGGCUGUGGGCGGGGCUGUGCUCGCAGGGGCAACGCUAGCUGUUGUUUGGAGGGGUCGUUGGGCCCGUCAAACCAACAAGAAGGUAUACCCUCGGGAUACAAUUGUUAUCCAUCAGAUGGGACGUGGUCCUCACGUGCCCAGUCUUACGCCCUUUGCUAUUAAGUUAGAGACGUACUUCCGGAUGGAGGGCAUUCCCUACCAGACAGAACAUAGUUUGUUUAGGAAAAGUAAGAAAACUAAAAAGAUACCCUUUUUGAUGUACAAUGAUGAAGAAGUGCCAGAUAGCGAGUUUAUCCUGGAGUUCCUUAGUAAGGAAAAGAACUUUGACCUGCAUAAGGGCCUCACAGAGGAACAGAUCGGAAUCGGCAGGGCUUUCCAGAGAAUGACAGAGGAAAAUACUUACUGGUGCUUUGUAGCAGAUCGAUGGGUUCUUGACGAAACUAAUGAAGGCUGGGAUACGUUUAAUGUCUCUAGACUUAUAAGGUAUCUAGCAAAGCGUAUUAGACGGAAGAAGCUGUAUGCACAAGGUACAGGGCGACACACACCAGAGGAAAUACGUCACAUCAUGUCAGAAGAUCUUAAGGCCCUGUCGUACUACCUUGGAUCGAAGAAGUUUCUGUUCGGCGACAAAGCGUGCAAAUUUGACUGUGCUAUCUUUGGAAUCCUGGCUGAGAUAAGAUGGGCGUCAUUCGGCGGGUUUGGAACAUCCGUCAUAAAGGAGUAUCCUAACCUAUGCGACUACUGUGAACGAAUGAAGGAAACGUUCUGGCCGGACUGGGAGGAGAUGAUACAGAGAGACUGUACCAAGUAGACGACAUGCUUUCACUCACUCAUAACCGGACAAAAGCUAUGGAAGAAACAUGGACGUAGAACGUUUGUUUUUGUUUGAAUGAUGUUGUGAAAAUAGUAGGCUGAUUUCCGAACAUCAAUUCGCAGACUAUCUGUUAGAAUAAAAUAUAAAAAGGUGAAAUAAAUACAUUUUGUACAUUUUCUGAUGA